UAGAAAAUUCGUUCGGAAGGGCUGGGCUACCAUGGAUGACAUGGCAGUAUAUACAGACUCACGUACUGUAUAAUGGAGAGCGUAUUGGUAUAGGAAUGUGUGUUAGGAAGGCUAUUUCUCGGAAUAUCUUUGAGCGCUUUAACGCCUGUCGAGUUAAGAUGCGAGGGUUUGCUUGAAAGUCAGAGUGAAUGAAAUGCUGCAAAACAUGUCGAUUUUUGCGGCGGGUUUGGCCAUGACAGAGCCUUGAUCGCCUCUGUGUGAGAUUAUUAAUUAUUUAUCUUUCUUUCUCCGCCGGGAUCGGGCCGUUGAUUUGAGAGAACUUGAGUGUUUUGUUUCAUAUUUCCCGGCGGAUUGGUGAGAGUUUGCGGGUUUCUCGCUUUCACUGGUAGAUUUGAGAGCUUUUUGAGGGAACUUCUAUUAUUUGCCAAGCCGACGGGCGGAAAAGGAAGACAUCCAACUGGUAGGUUAUUUUCAAUUUGAUGGCACCAAUUUCAUUACCUCCUGGCUUUGGGUUCCACCCAACGGAUGAAGAACUCGUUGCUUAUUACUUGAAGAGGAAAGUGCAUGGCUAUAAGAUUGAACUGGAGGUUAUUCCUGAGGUGGACCUUUACAAAUGUGAACCUUGGGAUCUACCCGAAAAGUCGUACAUGCCAAGCAAGGAUCUACAGUGGCAUUUCUUUAGUCCACGUGAUAGAAAGUACCCAAACGGUUCACGUACUAAUAGAGCAACUGAAGCUGGUUAUUGGAAAGCCACAGGGAAGGACCGCAAAGUCACUUCGCAACAACGCUUGAUUGGAACAAAGAAGACUCUCGUCUUUUAUCUAGGCCGUGCUCCUUCUGGAGAACGGACAGAUUGGGUUAUGCAUGAAUAUCGGUUGGAUGAAAAGGAGUGCCGAGGGGCAGGUUUGCAGGAUGCCUUUGUGUUAUGCCGUGUUUUCAAGAAGAAUGGUUUAGAGACAAAGGAUGAUGAAAAAUGUCUUCCAACGAUUGAGAAUAAUGAUGAGUCAUCGUCCACAAAGAAUGAUUCCUCCCCUGGCACAGUGGCAGUGCCUUACCCUGUUGAAGAUCAGCCUAAAGAAAUGCCACAACAUGUUUUGCAGAACAAUGAUGCUAAAGUGAAUCUACAACUGCUCCCAGAAUCCUACAAUGUUGCUGGCAAUGAUAUUCUUGAAGAUGGUAUGGAUAUCAAUGAGUGGUUGGAUAUGGUACUGGAUGACCCUGAGCAAAAUUCUACUUUGCCAUUCGAAGAUGAAUUUAUAGAUAAUACAAAGGUUGAUUUUAACUGGGAAGGUUCAGAUUUGCAACAAAUUGCUGCAUAUCCACAGGUAGACAAGCAGAAUUUAGGCAGCUCAAAUUUUGUAGAGUCUGGUAUUGUGGAUGAAUGUCAGUUCUUUAAGACUGUAGAUGGACCUUUUGAAGAAUCAGAAGUUAUAGAAGAAUUAGCAUAUGCUGCAGAAGCUCCCCAGGCAGAGAAUUCUCACCAACUGGAUUAUUUACUUGAUCUCGAUAACCUUAGUGAAUUUAAUCAAGUUUUGGAUGGGGAGUAUCUUGAACUUGAUGAUUUCUUAAUUUCUCCAGAGGAGCUAGAGAAUAAUAAUUCUUCUCUAGUGCAGGUUGAUUGUCAUCCUACUGAAGUCCAAAUACGUCCACCAAAAGAGAAAUAUUGGCAGGAGACAGGGCCACAGGAUUUGCUUAGUCAGUACACUGCCAAGAAAAGGAUCCGUUUGCAGAUUUACCAUGAAGAUUAUGCUGAUCAAUACCAAGAAGAUAUGUAUGUAAGCCGCUCUCAGACAGGAUUAGACAAUCUGGAUAUCAGUGAUUCUAUGUAUGAUCCAAAAGAGCAGAAAGUGCUUCUUGAUACCCUAAACAGGAAGAAUGAGAACCCAGAGGCUGGAACACCUCUUCACGAGCCUGCACGAGAAACUGUGUCAAGGGAGAUGGGCAGCUUCAGAGAGGGUCCUCCUCAUGGCCAUUAUGAAGGUGGGCUUGAUAUGAAGCUUUGCAAAGCCAGUUCUCUUGGAGGCAGAGACAGGUCAUUGCCUGGAGAUGACAUUCAGCCUGAAAAUUGUAGAGCAGAUUCAGUACAGUCGAAUGUACAUAGAAUUAACAAUGUCCCUCCUGAUUUGGUUGAAGGAAAUGUGCCAGUGAACAAAAUUGAGCACAUUGUUGAUCCUGAUUUACUGCAAGAUACUGUUGAUAUUCAAAAUAGAUUUAUAAUUAAUCAUGAUCUGUCCCCUAUGCGCUCACAGACUUCCACGUAUGAGCUUUUUAUGAAUGCUAAGAUCUCAGAGAUAGUUGAGAUGUCUGCAAAUUCCUCAGUUACAACAUCCAAACCUGUGAGCAAUGGUGUAGAUAAGCAGCAGUUACAGGACCAGAUGAUGAUUUCACUAAAUGAAUUUGGCGUGUCAAUUCCUAACGUAGUUGGUCAAAUUCAGGUGGGACAAUGUAUAUCAGAUGUUGAUAAGAACUCAACUACAACUGAUAACACUGGAAUUCCAAAAUAUUAUGUUGAAUCAUCAAAAAGUGAUUCAGAGCUGCAAGGCCUGUAUCAUUAUAAAAUUGAGGCUUCAGCACCUGGAUCUGAGGUACUAGUCAGUCCAAGAACUUCAUCUGGGGAGCUUCAUCCAGAAAAGACAGCAUUAAUCCAAAACAAAUCAGAAGUGGAUUUAGCUGGAGAACCAAAACCCUCAAUAGGAAUUUCAAAAUUGUGGCAGCGAAUUCCUUCUUAUGCUUCUUCUGUGAUGGAGUAUCUAAGUCAGUUAAAAUUAGUAAAAGCUAUUCGCCCUUCAAAAGUUACAAGUAGUUCGAAGAAGGCUGCUACUGUUAGUACUCACAUCAAAGGUACCAUGCUGACUUGCACCUGCAUGAAAGAAAGAGCAGAGCUCGCUGAAUCUAAGAUCAUAUCAUCACAGGAGUUUUGUGAUUGUUGUGUAGAUCAGCAUAUUAGUGGCGCUCUUGGAAAUUUGGAGCAAACAUCCAGCACUCUCAAUCGCUUAUCUUAUUACCUAAACAGAACUGGACCUACAGGCUCUAACAGGAUGCUUGUCAUGGCUUGCGUUCUGGGAGCAGCAUUUUUGCUGAGGUUUUCCUCUCUGUUACGGGGUAUCUGGCGUUUUGCAAGACGUGUAUCAGUGAUCAUUUUCCAGUAGCCACAGCCCUGUGCAACAUGUAAUUUAAUUUGGGUAACGAUUUUCUGUGUCAUACCUUGCUUGUCGGGUAAAUAUAUAAUGCAUUGAUCUUUUAUAAAUAUUUAUUGCUAUGUUAUCUAGGUUUUAUGACAAAUACGGUGUUAUUGUUAAUAGAAUAGACUUCCUCAAUAUUAGUACAUUUGAGGAUACCUUGUAAAUAAGUCUCAGUGUCUGGUCUUGACUUCCUAAUUGAUCAGAGUUAUAUUUUUGUAAUACAGUAUGUACUUUGAAUGACCUGAACUCAGUUGGGAAAUUUGUUUCCGUUAUCAAUAGAACUGAAGGCCGAUAUAUGAUAUAUACAUUUUGCUCAA
This is a messenger RNA of Cryptomeria japonica (Japanese cedar), 3499 nucleotides long. Its product is annotated as NAC domain-containing protein 13. The transcript is spliced from 7 exons. Lineage: Eukaryota; Viridiplantae; Streptophyta; Pinopsida; Cupressales; Cupressaceae. The coding region runs from base 480 to 3149 and encodes 889 amino acids. Gene Ontology annotation, molecular function: DNA binding. Gene Ontology annotation, biological process: regulation of DNA-templated transcription. The record is from RefSeq and is a predicted model, not a curated record.